This is a messenger RNA of Rhincodon typus (whale shark), 3463 nucleotides long. Its product is annotated as putative methyltransferase NSUN7. The record is from RefSeq and is a predicted model, not a curated record. Gene Ontology annotation, molecular function: methyltransferase activity. Lineage: Eukaryota; Metazoa; Chordata; Chondrichthyes; Orectolobiformes; Rhincodontidae. Bases 571 to 2823 code for a protein of 750 amino acids. The transcript has 14 exons.
UGAUAGCAGGAGAGGCAGUGCUCAAACCUGAGCCACUCUGCUCAGUUUAGAGAGAAAGGAGAAAAUAUUAAUUCAGAAUAGAGCACUAACUCAGCCGAGAGAGGGGGCUGAAAAAAUAAGUAUUAACUCAGGAUAGAAGACAGCAUUAAUUCGGUACAGAGCAUUAACUCUGCACAAAGUUUAGGAGCGAGCAUAAAGUCAGCAUAGAGAGCUGGGGGAGAAAAGAAAGUAAAUCAGCGCAGAGUAAAGGAAAGAGCACAGCAGAGAGCACAGACUCCGCACAGGAGGGAGUAUUAAUUCAGCAUAGAACAACAAAAAUUGCAGGAAAGGUUUGAGAGGAGGGUCGAGUACAGGUCAGUACAACACAGCACUUGGUCUGCGCUCCCCGCUUUGCCCAACUCGCAAAUAUCUCGACGUUUGUCGAUCCUGAUACACGGCGGAUCACUAUAUUCCCUGAGUUCUCCUGGAUGUUCUUAUUCAAUCUGUUCAGAUGUGUUAUGACCAACCUUUGGAGAAGGUGGGACUUGAACCUGGGUCUUCUGGCCCAGAGGGAAACUGGAACUUGUGUGAAUGCAUCAGUCUAUCAUCCAAUUAAAAGGGAGUCCAGAAAUGCCACAAGUGAAAUGUGAAACAAGUUCUUUAAGUGAAGUUACAUCUGAGAUCUCAAAUCUUGAUGAAUUGACUAUCUCACGGAAGACACGCACCGAUGAGAAAGAUCUUGCUUUACGUUGUGAAAAGACUGGCUACCCUGACUAUGUCUACAAGGUUUCAGCUGACAUAUUUCAGAGCAUACAUGUUGAAAAACCUCCCUCCAGAAGGCUUGUAAACUAUGAAAAAGAUCCAGAAAUGACCAUCCCAGAAAUCAAAGACGAGAAGUUCCAACGCUGGGUGUAUGAGUUAGCCUUCAGUGCCCUGAAAUAUCAAGAUGUCUUAGAGGAGAUAUUGAUUAACAGCUGCUUUUAUCCAACUCAGCAAAUCUCUCUUGAUUCAACAAGUCUGGUGGUUAUUAUGUUGUAUGAUUACCAAGAUCGUAAAUUCCAACCAAGAAGCAUUCCGGAAGCAGAACAGGAUGUAAUACCAGAAGUUAGAAAAGUAGAAAAAAGCCUUUACAGCUUUAAAACAAAACUUGCAGCUGCACUUGCUCGAUGCCGGAUUAAAAAUAAUGCAAUCUCCAUCGAUUUAAUUCUUCCGGAAUCUGUAAGAAAUCAAGAACGACGAGCUUCUUCUUUGCCUCUCUAUGCCUGGAUAAACGUAUUAAAGACAAGCCUUGAAGAUGUAACCAAUUUACUGGAAAGAGAGGGUUUUACAAAGGUGAAAUGUCCUCAGGAACUCGAGGGUCUGACUUUCUGUGAGGAUCGACACUGCCAGGAUGUGUUACUUUUUCCAACUCAUCUAACAGCUAAACUUUACGAAAUGGAACUUGUCACCAGUUACAAGAUGGUAAUUCAGGAUAAAGGUCGAAGCCUUGCACCACACUCGGUGAAGGUCUUAAUGAACAUAGAUGAUGAUAUCGUUGUUACUAAUGCAGUUUCACGGUUGACUGUUGCCCAUAUGUCCACCCUAAUUAACCAGAGCACGUCCAAAGUCUUUGUUUGUGGAGUGAAAACAGAAUCGCAACAACUUGAACUAAAGAAUUUAUUUGAAAAAAUGGGCUGUAAAAACAUUAAACUGAUACCUCAGAAAUUCACUGAUAUUGAGCCAAUAGAUCCACGCUUACAGAAGGUUAAAGUUAUUCUGCUUGUGCCUCAGUGCUCAACAUCAGGCGUCAGCAAUCCAGUUGAGUUCAUCUUAAAUGAACAUGGAGACACAACUUUGCUGCAGGAACUUUCUCAAGGAAAAGUGUCAGAAGAGAAACUCAAACAGCUGGCCCAGAGACAAGCAGAGGAACUCAUGCAUGCAAUUAAAUUUCCAAAGGUCCAGGCCAUUGUGUAUUCUACAUGCUCGGUUUAUGCUGAAGAAAAUGAGGAAAUAGUGAAGCCAGUAUUGGGAAAAAAAAUAGAAGGGCCCAGAGUGCAACCUUACAGGCUAAGUGCUCCUGUUAUUCCCUUAUGUUGUCCAUCAGAAAUAACCUGCGCAUCUGAUAAAUUCUUCAAGAUUGAACCAUCAGAACAAGUCAAUGGAUGUUUUAUUGCUGUAUUAACUCGAGAGCGAGAUCCAUCAGGAGCAGUGUCUGUAAAGGAUGUUUUGGCUCGAGCUGCUGCAAAGGGACUACUGGAUGGAGUUGAGACACCCAGAAUUCGGAAAAAGGAAGAAAAACGAAAGAAAAGCAAAGUCAUCACACCAAAAAUGGGAUCUUUCAGUGGAGCCCAGUCAAGGAUAACUGAAUUUUUAAAUGAACAGAAAUCAAUUACAGCUAAUGGAACCUCCACAGCCUCCCAGCAAUUGUCUAAAAGUGAAGCUAGUGCAACUGGGUCAAGUAUCAAAUUAACUCAACGAGUGCCUAUUCCUACCUUACCCAGCCGAGUGAAGAAAAAUAUUAGCAAUGCUUCUUCAGUGGGAAGGCUUGCUAGUAGGAAAGGAAGUGCAACUGGAACAAAACAAGAGUUGAAGUUGGUUUUAAAACCAGUAGAGAUGUUGCUUCCUCCAGUUACAGUACGAUACCUCAAUUCAAAUGGGGUUCAAAACCAUGGUUACAACCAACCCUACCUCUUCCAGUACCAUGGAUUAACUAGUCAACCCGCUUUCCCUUAUUCACGUAAUGCAUUUGUGACUUCACUGGGUGUGAAAAAGCAAAGAGACACAGGUAUCAAAGCUGUUCUUGGAAACAUGAAGAAACAAGACUUGAAGCAACAAUGUACUAUUUGCGCAGCAAAAAGAACUUGAAGGCAGGAUGUUCUCUGUUCUCAUUAAAAGAUUUGAAGCCAGGAUUAUCUGUGUUCCAUGAAAUAUUUCCAAUUGCUAAGCAUGUAAGCUUGUCUAUAGAGAGUGAAAACAGAUUUUGGUUGAACAGCACAUACUUUCCCAAUGAAAUUAAUGGACAUCUUGAUCUCUUGUCAGUAUUUUUUUUGUAUUAAAGCUCCAAAUGGAUGCAUCGGAAAUGGAAAGAACAGAGCAGAGGAGCAGUGGCAUUGGGAGUUAGGAGAAGGGUUACCACUUCCAACUAACAUCUAUUUCAGGAAGAAUAUAGGAAGGUUCUUCACGCAAAAAGUUCACUUCUGUGUAUGUUCACCUUUAGUCUGUAGAAGCACACUGGGAAUUUAUACUCCGUGAUUUUCUGAUCAUUACUUUAUUGAUUGGAAAAUUACAGACUACAUAUCCAUGAUUUCAUACAAUGAACACCUUGCCAAUGUUGCUUCCUGCUUCAUGCGGAUGACUUUCAAUACAUCAAAUAAAUUUUAGCACAUCCAAAAACCUCAGUAACAAUUUCCUUUAAAGCAACUAUAAUGCCCUGAUGAGAGCACAGCAGCUUCUUCUGAUUGGCUGAGUCAAGAGGGAGCCAUUGACUUUCCUCGUUUAUAUUUAU